Messenger RNA from Camponotus floridanus (Florida carpenter ant), 1973 nucleotides. RefSeq names its product tRNA (adenine(37)-N6)-methyltransferase. The record is from RefSeq and is a predicted model, not a curated record. The transcript is spliced from 3 exons. The coding region runs from base 60 to 1871 and encodes 603 amino acids. Lineage: Eukaryota; Metazoa; Arthropoda; Insecta; Hymenoptera; Formicidae.
GUUUACGACUCUGUCGGUAACGAUUACAAUAUCUUCGUUCUCAAGCCCUUAGAACAAAUAUGGAUUUGACUUGUCAGAAUUCUAGCUUAACUAUUGAAUAUUUGCUCGGUCAAUUGAAUACGGCGAGACAAGAGAUUAAUAAUUUAAGACAACAAGUGAAAGGUCUACGAUAUAUACUUGAUAAAGAUGUCGAUAAUAUUAAACGUUUCUUGGAAUUACAAAAAUGUGGGGAGACUUUUUCGCACUCCAAGCUAAUAGCUUCAUCUAAAGAAGAAGCAAAGCCUGGUACAAGUAAAGAUCAAGACAUUCUCAAAUUAAAACCUAUUGGUAUCAUCUCUACUUGGUUUCCCAACAAGAGAGCAACUCCAAGACAACCUGGAAUAUGUGGAAAGGUUCCAGGAAAAUUAACACUUUAUAAUUCUGUAUUUACAAAUCCAGAUCAUGCAUUACAGGGUUUGCAGGAUUUUUCACAUAUGUGGAUUUUAUUUCAUUUUCAUAGAAAUGAUUCAACGCACACUCGUGCAAAAGUAGCUCCACCACGAUUGAAUGGAAUAAAAACAGGCGUAUUUUCUACACGUUCUCCACAUCGACCAUGUCCUAUUGGCCUAAGUUUAGUUAAGAUUUUAAAAAUUGAGAAUUAUACAAUUUAUUUUGAAGGUGUUGACAUGGUUAACCAGACCCCUGUUCUAGAUAUAAAACCAUAUAUACCACAAUAUGAUAGCCCAUUACAUAUUGAAAAAUUAAGUAAUAGGUCAAGAGAGAAUAAUAUGAAUGUCUCGGACAUGUUUCAUAAUAUGGGAGAUAUUGUUAAUUUAAGUGAGGAUCAAUCAACUGAUCUUCUUAUUGACGAUACAAAUACCAACAAUGCUGAACAAGUUGAAUUUGAUAUUUCUAAAGAUGAAGAAAUAGCCUUAAGGCUCCAGGUAGAAGAAUUUCAAGCAGAUUCAAAUCUUAGUGGCUAUGAUAUUACAAGACAAUCUUCUCAAUUAAUGGAAGCUUAUGCUAACAAUACUACUUCAUUACAAAUUGAUACUACAGAUAUGAAUACAGAAACAUAUCAAACAAUACAAGAUAGGUCUGACGUGAGAUCAGAUUUGGAUUAUUCUAUUCAACAGAAUGCUGCAAUAUUAAUAGCCGAAUCACAGACAGAUUCUAUUAGAGAUUUGAAUAGCAGAUUACAUGAUAUAGAUAUAAAUAAUCCUAGCAAUACAGAGCCAACAUAUGUAGAAAGAGAUAAUGAUAAUGAAAUAAAUUAUACCGAAAAUCAAUCUUUACGCAACUCUAGAUUGUUAGAUGGAGCAGAUGGUCCCAGUACAGUUUGUGGUACAGAUACAGAUUUAGUCAAUCAUCAUGUGUUGCACGCAAGAGUCGAUAAUUCUCCUGUAAGAAUGGGAAUACGUGAAGCACCCGAUGGAGAGGAAGGACUUGAGUCUCAGAGUUUGACACCAUCGCGAACUUUACCAGAUAUUCACGCAGCAACAACCAUAUCAUCUGUGCCAAUAAAUACAGCAAUGGAGGGUAAUUUUUCUGAGAUAAGAAUACCGAAUUGGAUUUCGCAGCCUCGUACAACAACAUUAUCAGUAAUUUUCAAUGAACGUGCUUUGAUGCAAUUAAAUGAGAUUUCAGACGAUAAAGUUGAAGAACAAAAGCAAGCUAUAGAAAAUGUAUUAAGAGAAGAUCCUAGAUCAGUGUACUUAAGGCAAAGAUGGGGUAGCCAAUUUUACACUUUUUUAAUAUAUGAUUUGCAUAUUACAUGUAGAUUUGACGAUAGUAGAGGUAUUGUUACUGUAUUCCAAGUGCGACAUGCAGGUCGUACUUGUGAUUGCGGUGAACCUGAAUGGCAAUGCUUAGGGCAUUCUCCUUUAUCUUAAUAUAUGAAUAUUGAAUAUUCAAGAGAAAGAGAAAAGCAAAAUACUAUUUCUACAUCAUGAUUUAGUAUAGUUAAUUUAUGCAAAUUUCUAUAUUUUAGAAAU